This is a messenger RNA of Cydia fagiglandana, 1481 nucleotides long. RefSeq lists its product as uncharacterized. Lineage: Eukaryota; Metazoa; Arthropoda; Insecta; Lepidoptera; Tortricidae. The record is from RefSeq and is a predicted model, not a curated record. The transcript has 5 exons. Bases 246 to 842 code for a protein of 198 amino acids.
AUAAUACAUUCAGUAAACCUUACGAAACAAAACCUCCCGUAACGAAAACUACAUCCAAACCAUUGACGGAAAAUACUGAGAGAACGGAAAGGACAACAUAUAAUGCUGUUACCAAUCCAGUCAACCCUCCCGCGCCAGCAAGGGAGCCAGAAAGGCUCUCUGAAAGGGUACCCCUGGCACCUGUCAAUACGCGCUCAGAAGACGUACAUUCCAUAUGCACAGAAAAUGCACAGCGAAGCUCUAAGAUGUCAGCUUCACAAAGAUUGUCCAGCCUGAGAGACCAACUGAACACUGUUGAUCUAAUACCUUUGCCCCUACCAGCCACUAAUAACGAUUUUGUUGAGCAUAGCGGUCCCGUGACACAUGUAGCACCAGCAUACAGCUUAGAACCACCACCAGACUCCAGCUCUUCAGUGGACAAGUUGGAAUGGACCUGUCGAAAGCUUGGAUUAGCGCAGCCCGUCUACAAGGUGCACGACAUUCGACCGAAACGAGGACCCGUCAGUUACGACUGCUCAAUUAAGGUUGGUACGGCCUACUCGACGUCGUCAUAUCCAGAUUCAUCGCCGUCCCAAGAGUUGGCCAAGGAAGUGGCGGCAGUGAAGCUGCUGGUGGAGAUAGAGAGCGCGCAGUCGGGCGGCAUGCCCACCUCCUCGCCGGGCAAGGCCGUCGCCUCGCUCGCGGACCUCGUGGCCGAACACGAGGCCGGCCUCUGGGCUAGCUCCGUGCCACACUUAUACAGGGCGCGCCGCCGCUGUAACACAAGAACAGUUUGUCGGACGACACAAACGACAGCGAUUUACACAUACAUACCAUAUAAACAACAGCGGGUCAGUGAUUGAUAUAAAUCUAUAAACUGAAAAAUCUCUUCAUUGCUCCACGAUAAUGACAUUUUGGGCUUUCAACAUUUAAUAAAGCGGUCAAAAAUUCAAGCUGUCAGUGAUAUAUGUACUAAACUAACAAUGGCGACUGUGUGAACAUCACAGGCCACGGUACGCCACGAUUCCUUUGAAGUGUGCCAAAAAAACCGAUAACUCCACGGCUGACAACUGACGGGCAGUCAUCUGCCAUUUUAUACCAUUGCCCCCUGAAGGUCUACCAUGAGUUCCGUGAAUGACAGUCGAUAGUGAGAAAGUUAAGGACAAUGUAUGGAGUAAUUUAUGGAGUAAUUGCGGGUAACUAUGGCGGGGCCCUUCGGGGACAAGGAAUAGAGGGAAGGUAAAAGAAAAAUGGCUCGGCGAUAUCGUGGCUACAGCCAGGCAAGACUGGUCACAGAAGGCAAAGGACAGGAAAAACUGGCUGAAUCUGGAGGAGGCCUUCACCCGAAGAGGGGACAAAAUAAUAAUAUUUUUUAAACUUUUUAAACCAUUUUUAAUUUUUUAUGUAAUAUUAUAGAGGUGGUAGACCCGCUGUUGUGUAUAUUGUAUGUAUAUGCAUGUAUAUGUAUAUGCACCACUAUAUAAUAAAGGAUUUGGAUUAUA